AUGUACAAACUUCUCAAAGUAGACCUAGUCGCUAGACAGUUGCAGCUACUGUUGUUUUACUGUCGUCGGGACCAUCACCACCACCACGUCUUAUGUCCGCUUUACUCGGAUACACAACCCGCUCCUGAUUCACUGCCACAAUCAUGCCCUUCUAAGGAUGAAUCUUCCUCAUCUUCGCGAAUAAGUCGUAUAACCCAUGGCCAGCGUACCGAGAGUAGCCAUCGGGUGCUACAAUCACCUACUCCCUCCGAGACUUUUGAACCACUGCUUUUGGCGCAAGGCGAUGCCGAGAAGCCUGCUUCGAAGUUAGACUUGUUUUCCGUUCCGGAAGCUCAUCUUCAACGAUGCCAAACUAACCCGCCCUCUUCUGGAGUUUCGCCUAUUUUUCUCGAAGAACGCGAGACGAAUAAAUUAGGAUGUUGUUCACUCAGCUUACGUCGCCCUAGUGACGACCUGCUGAUUCCCAUAGUGAACUUUGAUGUUAGGCCUCCCCAGAUUGCUGAGGCCACCAUGUCAGUGUUGACGACUGACGUGGAACACCCCCAACUUUCCAAUAGAGACCAGUCAUCCGAGAGAAUUCUCAGUAGCCAUACUUCUAGCCAGGACAUCAACCAUACAAAUGACGCACCCCCCUACGAAGGUGAUGAGGUCGCAUCGGCUAGUCGCCCAGACAGUUUCUCCUUGCCCUUGGCCCUCUCUAGUAUUCCCGCUGUUCCCCGCCUCGAUACCGUGGAUGGUGAAGCUAGCUCCGCUCCCCAAGCCCCUGGCCCUAUUCGACCCGAUGUCCAAACUUCGAGUAAACAGUUGCACAACCGUCAAACUGAUAAGAAUAAGAACACUACCAACAAAGACUUUGAGGAUGCUAAGGCAGGAAGUUGGGUUGAGCCUUCAAUUUUUUCGCGGCCCUCGCCAACGAAGGCUUGCUCUUUGCGCGAUAAAUCUAUAUUUCAUAGUCAGGCUGCAUCGAAGGUUCAUCACCGAAUGCCCGAGGUAGAGGUAAAGAUGCCCUUGGCGGGCACUGUCACCGUAUGCAUUGACUUUCCAUCUGUCUACCCUAGUCGAGACUACACACCCAUCUUCAGAGUAAUUGAAUCCUCGCCUCGUUUACCUGAGCCUGUGGAAAAAGCACUUGUUCAAGCCUUACACGCUACCGCGAUGGAACAUAUGCCUUCUCUUCGUGGUUACUUGGAGCCGUGCAUUCGUCGGGCGAUUGCUUUUCUCUAUGAUCCUCAGAUCAGUUCAUCCUCGACUACAGGCGUAAGUAAAUGUGUAUAUUUGCAUGGGUCUGGGCUGUCGCCCCGUUGGUAG
Protopolystoma xenopodis is the source of this 1308-nucleotide messenger RNA. Lineage: Eukaryota; Metazoa; Platyhelminthes; Monogenea; Polystomatidea; Polystomatidae. The record is from the annotation of a GenBank genome assembly.